AUGGCUGCUGUACACGGUCCCAUAAUACCUACCCACCCUUCCCCAUUUCGGAAUACCCAGAGUGUCCCUCAUUCGCGAAUGGGCUAUCAUCCUGCACCGUCGGCACCACCGAAACCUCAGUCUACUCAGCCCACGACGAGACAUUCUGACCCAUUCUAUGGUCAUGAGCAGAUUUCCCGGUUAUGCGGUCGCUUCAUUACGCAUCUGUUUGCUUGUCCAGAGUACCCCCCUUCGUCUUCUAACUCACAAGUAAAGCUCCCCCAUUUCAUUGCGUACGCACUUCACCGGACAAAGCUUCACUCUUCUGUAACCUUCGCUGCCCUCGUCCUCCUUCAGCGACUCAAAGCGCGCUUCCCCACUGCUCGGGGAUCUUCGGGUCACCGUCUUUUCGUAUCCGCUUUCAUGCUCGCAUCCAAGGUUAUCUGUGACGACACUUACUCCAACAAAUCCUGGAGUAUUGUAGCCCAGGGUAUGUUCCAAUUGCGAGAAAUCAAUCAGAUGGAGCGCGAGAUGUGUCAGUAUCUGGAGUGGGAACUCAAUGUGGAUCCGGUAACGCUCAGGGAGUUCGAAGACAUGGUCAAGAAGGAUUUCGCAGGUCAAGGACCUUACCCGACUUAUAUCCUUCCCUCCUCGUCCAAGACAACCCCUCCACCUACCACCAAUCCCUUCCCGCCUCCUCCAGCCGCUUUGGCCCCCACGCCUUCGCCUUCAUAUGGCCAUCGGUAUCCAUCGCCUCCAAAGCCCGCUUUCCCCCCGCCAAAUUCCUCGUACAUUACUCCUCCCACAACGCCGGAUACGCCAUCACCAAGUUAUUCAACAUCGACGUCUCCAGCGUCAACGGCAUCACCCCCAACACCGCCGGGUAUGGAGGAUUGUACUGCACGCAUUGUCUCAGCUUCAUCGUCACCAGGUAUACCAAAACACGAGCCUGUGCCAGUACCACCGCCAUCGAAGCACAAGAUGUUCGCGUUCGCUUCGCCGGCUGUGUGGUGAAGGCGGCUCAUUGAGUGCAUUGUGGUUUUUGUUGCAUUUCUCUUACUGCCACUUAUACACUCAUUUUUGCCCGUCUUGAUGACGCUGCUAAUAUAUACACCUUCAUCGCUGUCGGUCACCAUCGAUCGGUCGCGAUAUGUUAUUUACCAGGA
Suillus fuscotomentosus is the source of this 1145-nucleotide messenger RNA. RefSeq lists its product as uncharacterized. The transcript has 2 exons. Gene Ontology annotation, molecular function: cyclin-dependent protein serine/threonine kinase regulator activity; protein kinase binding. Gene Ontology annotation, biological process: regulation of cyclin-dependent protein serine/threonine kinase activity. The coding region runs from base 1 to 993 and encodes 330 amino acids. Gene Ontology annotation, cellular component: cyclin-dependent protein kinase holoenzyme complex; nucleus. Lineage: Eukaryota; Fungi; Basidiomycota; Agaricomycetes; Boletales; Suillaceae. The record is from RefSeq and is a predicted model, not a curated record.